AUGAGUACUUCUUUUAAGGGGUGGAAUUACUACUCGGGUACUAAUUCGGAGGGUCGUAUUCUGGUUUUGUGGCUGCCUCAGGUGGUAUUUGUUGAGAUCCUUUUGGAGAGUGACCAAUUUGUUCACUUACUUGUUAAAGGGAUUAAUUCUAGUAAAGUUUUCUGUGUUACUUUUGUGUAUGGUAGGAAUACUAUAGAGGGUAGAUUUCCUCUAUGGAGAGAUCUUGCUGGGUUAAGAUUCCCUGUGAAACCUUGGGUUGUGGCUGGGGAUUUCAAUGCUGUUUUUGCGGGUAAUGAUAGAGUGGGUGGUCGCAUUAUUACCGUUGUUGAGUUGGAGGAUGCUUGUAAUUGGAGGACUUUGGGGUUAGUUGAUGAGCUGCGUUCCAUAGGGUCUCAUUUUACUUGGACUAACAAUCAAGAAAAUGAUGAUAGAAUUUACUCUAAACUGGAUAGAGUGUUUAAAAAUGAAGAAUGGCUAGAUUUAUACCCUCAAGCUGAAGCUUUGUAUAAUUGGGACCUUCUUUCUGAUCAUUGCUACUGCAUCAUCAAGAUGGGAGCUGCUAAUAAUAGUGGAUUUAAGCCUUUUAGAUUUUUUAAUAUGUGGACUGAGCAUAGGAGUUUCAAAGAUACUGUUUUACAUAGCUGGAAUAAGCCUAUUAAAGGGAGAGGGCUGGUGCGUAUUGUCAGAAAAUUGAGCAGACUUAAGAGUGUUUUAUGCAAGUUUAAUAAACUCAUUGUGGGUGAUGUGGCUAUGCAUUAUAAUCUUGCGAAGGAGAAGUUUCAAAAUGCUCAAGGAUUGCUUCAAAGAAAUCCCCACUUGACUGAGUUGCAAAGGGAGGAAGCUUUGGCUGGUGGGAGUCUUGCUUUUCAUUCUAAAGCUUAUGACAGCUUUUUGAGGAAAAAAAGCAAGGUAGAUUGGCUGCGUUUUGGGGAUGAUAACACGGCUUUUUUUCAUGCUUGUUUAAAGCAAAGGAGAGCCAAUAAUUGCAUCACUUCAGUGGUUUCGGAUUCAGGUGAAUUAAUUGAGAAUUUCGAUGAUGUUGUGAAGCAUUUUGUUCAUCAUUUUCAAAAAAUCAUGGGCAGUAGUAGUAAUGCUUCAGUUCCUGUUCAGUCCUCUUGUUUUAGACUUGGUCAUUGUUUAUCCUUGGAGCAGCAAGUUCAGCUUGUUAGACCGUUUACUAAGAAGGAAGUGAAGGAUGCCAUAUUCAGCGUUAGUUCCAUAAAAAUUCCGGGGCCGGAUGGGUUCGGUUCAAGCUUUUUUAAAGCUAGUGGGGCAGCCUUGAAGCUGAAAUGUCAAAUGCUAUUUUCGAUUUCUUUGAGAGUGAUGUUUUGGCUGAGGAAGUUAACAAGGCUACCAUUUGCUUGGUUCCUAAAGUGGAGACUCCAACUAAGGCGGUAG
Humulus lupulus (European hop) is the source of this 1398-nucleotide messenger RNA. RefSeq lists its product as uncharacterized. The record is from RefSeq and is a predicted model, not a curated record. Bases 1 to 1398 code for a protein of 465 amino acids. The transcript has a single exon. Lineage: Eukaryota; Viridiplantae; Streptophyta; Magnoliopsida; Rosales; Cannabaceae.